AUGGCCGCGGCGGCGCCGGAGGCUGCGGCCGACGUUGCGCCGGAGGCGACGCUGAGCGUCUACAAGGCGGCACGGCGCAUCAAGCGGCUGGCGAGCACGCUGUACAACGCGCUGCGGAGCGUGGCGGAGGACGCGGCCUUCGUGGCGGAGGUCGCGGCGCUGUGGCCCUCGCUGCCGCUGGUGGCCAACCUCCGCUGCGGCCUCUGGUACGCCCCGCCCCGUGCCUUCGCUGCCACCUGCUACUUCAAGUCCACGGACGGCCACGCCGGGAACUGGUCCUUCUCCACUGCCCGCCUCAACCUCCACCUCGCCCUCCUCGCCGGGGAGAGAGGAGGGUGCAUAAUAGUUGAUUCAACAAGGAGAGGGAAACGAUUCCCUGAUAGCAUGUCAAAGACCAUACCCAUUUGGUGCUCUGUCCUGAACCGAGCGAUUGAGAGGCAUCGGUUGCGUGCUAUCCGCAAAAGCGUCGAAGUGAAUUAUCAAGUGUCAUCUACUCUGCUGAAUGGAGAUGCUGAAAAUAACUCUGAUUUAUCUAAUUGGGAUAGCUCAGUGCACCUUCCUGUGUGGGUUCUAGGCACUGAGAAAAAUGCUAUAGAGGGGCGUAUUGAUGAAUGGACAGACCAAUUUGAAUCAUGUGGUGCAGAUUUUCUUUCUCUUGCAAUAGGAUUGCAAAAGCCGCUACGUCCUCUAUGGAUCUCACAAAGGACACGCAUAUGGUUAAAUGAAGUGCCGGAGCUUGAGUCAUGGAAUUUCACUCCUAUUAUUCUAAUUUCUGCAUCUGCAUCUGAUGCAGUUGCUACACAGAGAAUGUCUUCAGAAUUCAGCUGGCACUAUAUUCCCGGAGCAGGAGAUGAUGAAGAGAGUUGGGCACGUGGUCUAACUCCUACCUUAUUCUGGAAGCAUUCAUACGACCUUCUUGAUGCUGGACCAGAUCAUUGUAACCAGUUAGUUGCAGACAUUGUUGAAAAAGAUAGGGUUUAUCGUUCACAGAGAGGUGAACAUUGUCCUCAAAUUACAUCUAAGUCUCUGAAGAGCCUUGAUGGUGCCAAAUGUAAUGAUGUUCAGACAAGCGAGAUGUGGGCUAUGAACUUGGAUCCUUGUACCAGUACAAUGGAUGCACAAUGUUCUAAUAAUGGUCUUCCAUUCUUUUGGAUUGGAACAUCGAACCUUGCAGUAUCAUCUACUUUCCAAGUUGGAGAUGCCUUAGUUGGUGUGGAUUGCAUACUGAACUGUGACAGCACGUCAAAGCUACCUUCUAAUUCAUCAGAAAAUUCUUACCUUGAGCUAUCUAUUGUGGGCUCAAAGGAUGACCGAUUUUCAUUGAUGAGAAACCUUCCAAAAGCAGUUGACUUUGCAAAGAGGAAUUUGAUUGCUGGGAGAAAAAUCCUUGUGUGCUGUCAAAAUGGAGAAGAUAUAAGUAUUUGUGUGGCCUUGGCAAUAUUGGCCUUGUUAUUUGAUGAUAACGGAUGCUUUGACUAUGGAAAUUAUUUUGUCAAAAGAGAUGUCACAAAGUUGGAGAUGAGGAAGAGGCUGGUAUUCAUCUGCAAAUUUGCUGUAAAUGCACGGCCAUCUAGAGGAAACUUGAAACAGGUGUAUGGUUUCCUCAGCAGUCAAAAGGAACAGCUGUCAUGUUUGACAUAG
Messenger RNA from Miscanthus lutarioriparius, 1641 nucleotides. Lineage: Eukaryota; Viridiplantae; Streptophyta; Magnoliopsida; Poales; Poaceae. The record is from the annotation of a GenBank genome assembly.